Messenger RNA from Puntigrus tetrazona (Sumatra barb), 2811 nucleotides. It is a transcript of the gene txnipb, whose product is annotated as thioredoxin interacting protein b. Gene Ontology annotation, biological process: protein transport. NCBI's taxonomy places the organism in Eukaryota, Metazoa, Chordata, Actinopteri, Cypriniformes, Cyprinidae. The transcript has 6 exons. The record is from RefSeq and is a predicted model, not a curated record. Gene Ontology annotation, cellular component: cytoplasm. The coding region runs from base 862 to 2004 and encodes 380 amino acids. Gene Ontology annotation, molecular function: ubiquitin protein ligase binding.
AAAAAGCAACUUUAAAAUUGAAAAAUGUAUCCUUAAGUUUUAUAAUUUACACACUCUAACAAGAUACUAUUCUUCGUAUUUUGUCGAUAUAGAUAUAGAAUAGAUCCUUAUAGUAAAGUGUUACUAUAAUUUCAACAGUCGUGCUUCAUAACUAUCUACACAAAGGCCACAGUAUUGAAAUUACAUAAAUAUUUAUGUUGUAUUUUGCACUGUAUAAGAACAGCAGACCCUUCUCUGCAGCUCCAACGACUGACACAGCACGGAAAACUAUCGGCGUGGAUUUUUGACGGAAACAGAUAACAGUUCCAGCAACUAUCGGUGCCGAUUAAUCGACGGUAGACCUCUACAAAUAAUUCCUUUAUUCAGAAAGAAAUCGUCUCUAUUAUGAACGUGUCGUGUCACACGUGCGUGUCCGUCUGACGUUGUUUUGGAGCAGGGCGCAGGAGUCUCCGAUGCACUUUCAUACUCCACCCCUACUCCGUACAAUUACUCCACCUCCUCAGCCGCUCCUGCCCCUUACCCACGAGUUGUCCACGCGCUCUGUGCGGGCUCUCAUUGGCCUGGGUGGACGCAAACAGCCCGUGUGUCCUAUGAGAGAGACGCGAGUGGGGAGAUCCACGAGGAGCAUGUGGCUCUCCAGCACUGAUGCCCAUGUGUGUCCAGCUCGCAUCAUCAGCGCAGCGGCCGUGUGAACUAUAUAACCACCCGCUCCCACUCGGUGUUUACUGACAGACCAGAGUCACCAACAAAACGACCAAAACAUCUAGUAAUAAUCAAAUUCAGUUACAUUAAACAGGAAUAUAAUACGACGUUUAGCGGCGCUAUCGGAAUCCACGUUCGCACAAUUACUAAAACGGCAACAUGGGUGUGCUAACAAAGAAACCCAAGACCUUCGAGGUUCAGUUUAGGGACCCGAACAAGAGGGCGUACAGCGGGGGAGAUAAAGUGGCGGGGCAGGUGAUUGUGGAGGUGGCGGAGGUGGUGCAGGUCUCCGCCGUUAAACUGCUCGGAGUCGGAUGCGCCAAGGUCGAUUACAAUAAAGGAAAGAUGCACUGCAGGGAUGAGAUCGAGUACCUGAAAUAUGAAGACGUUCUUCACCUCGAUCGUCAGCCAACAGAUACAGAUGGCUCCAUCACUCUCAGGCCUGGAAACAGAUACGAGUUCAUGUUCGGGUUCGAACUUCCACAGGCAGGAUCACUAGUUUCCUCCUAUGUGGGAAAGUUUGGCUCAGUCCAAUACUACGUGAAGGCCAUCAUAGAGAAAUCAGGCCAUCAGUAUGCAGAAUGCAAGCGAUGUUUCGAGGUGGAGGAACCCAUUGACGUCAACACCCAAGAGCUCAUGGCCCCAGUUACAGGAGCGAAGCAGAAGAAAGUCACCUGCAUGUUUAUUCCCGAUGGCAGCGUGUCUGUGGCGGCUCACAUAGGCCGGAAGGGUUACUGUGAAGGGGAAGACAUAUGCAUCGAUGCUCAGUUUGAGAACUCCUGCUCUCGGAUCGUCGUUCCUAAAGCCGCCAUCAUUGCUAAGCACAUCUACCGGGCGAACGGCCGCAUCAAAGAGUUUCAUGAGAAGCUCACUUCUGUUAGGGGAGACCACAUCAUCUCUGGCAUGUGUGACGUGUGGCAGGGGAGAGUGCUUCGUGUGCCAAAGAUGAAGCCAACCAUCCUGGGCUGUGACAUUAUCCACGUUGAUUAUUGUCUGAGGAUCUACUUGCAUAUCCCAGGAAGUGAGAAGCUCAUCCUAGAUCUUCCUCUGGUCAUCGGGACAAUCCCCUACAACGGCAUGAACAGUCGCACCAGCAGCAUGAGCAGCCAAACCGGCAGUGGCACCUCCAGCACCUGCUUGUCACUUCCGUCUUCUCCACCCAGCUACAGCGAGAUCUCCCGGGACAACCGCAUGGACAGUUCCUUCAUCCCUCUCCUGGAUGAUUACGACGAGGAUGACAGUCCUAUAUUCAUGCGCAUUCAUGCACUCCCCCCUCCCCCAGCAUACACCGAGCAAAACUAAGACUGCAUGGGAAGUGGGAGUUCUCCUUCAGAACAUGCUCUAACAGAAGAUCAAAUGCGGGGAGAUUCAGAUUUCGGAACGACGCGGCUGAAGGACCAUGCAUACUUUACUUCAGAGUUGCGGACUAUGAAAUGCUAUGUCACGCGAGGAACUGGUUGAUCGCACGUCGGUGAAGUCGUCUGAUGCUGAGCUGUUUCGCUGACGUAAGAACCCACCUCUUGAAAAUGACCGUGGAUGUCUUCGUGUUUAAUUCUGAAGAAUCCUCAGCAUCUGAGAGUUUUUAUAUUUACGAUUUUGCCAUAUUGGUACAAUAUUCUGUCUGCACUUAUUUCAAAUUGGAAAGUGUUUGCGGUAGAAAAGCCUUCGGGUUAGAGGGACAAUAUUUUUGUAAUGUACAAAAAUGUGAUGCAUUUUUUGAGCGGAAACAAUUAUGUAUCAUUUUGAGUUGUUUGCUGAGCUGUUGGUUUGCUGUUAAGUCUAGUAUUACAGUCUUUCCUAUCAGCAUGUGUAUUUCUAAUUUAAUAUUGAAAUUAGAUUAUGCAUAUAUAGUAAUUAUAUAGUUCGUUUUUAAUAAUAUAUAAUUGAGUAUUACUGUUAAGUUAAUCUCCUUUUAAAUUGGAAAUUGAUUAUGUGCUUUUCAUACUCUUGAUUUUUUUUUUAUUUGAACUUUUUUUAUUUGAACUUUUAAUAAAAUUGAAUCAACUGUCAUUUGUAUGAGAUCUAUCUGUCUGUCUGUCUACUGAAUCUGUCUGUAUUUUGCAUAUCUAUAAUGCGUGUCAAGGAACUAAUAAAAUGCCUCGAAAGCAA